AUGGAGUUUUUUUUAUUUAAAAGCAAUGCUAUGGACAUUAUAUUGCAGCCUGCCCCUGCAAUUACUUAUCGCGUAAUUGGCGGAAUUUUGGAUUUUUAUUUUUUUUCCGGACCAACACCUUCUGAUGUUAUUACUCAGUACACUGAAAUUAUUGGCAGAAUAUUUUUACCACCGUAUUGGUCUUUAGAUUUCCAUUUGAGCCGAUAUGGGCAGACUUUUGAAGAUCUCAUUCAAGUUUAUAAUAGAACCAUAGAAGCUGGUAUUCCUUGGGUAUAA
Messenger RNA from Macrosiphum euphorbiae (potato aphid), 276 nucleotides. The record is from the annotation of a GenBank genome assembly. Lineage: Eukaryota; Metazoa; Arthropoda; Insecta; Hemiptera; Aphididae.